GCCUUCCGGUAUGUGGCCCAGUCUGGCUAGUCCCGCCUAGCGCGCCCAUUUCGAGCCCAAGUUUCCAGCUCGGGUUUCCAGGCUCAGAAUUUUCCAGGAGUGGGUUCUUGGGCAGUGGCUGUGGGAGCUGGAAUGGCGCAGCUAGAGGGUUACUAUUUCUCGACCGCCUUGAGCUGUACCUUUUUAGUAUCCUGCUUCCUCUUCUCCGCCUUCAGCCGGGCGCUGCGAGAGCCCUACAUGGACGAGAUCUUCCACCUGCCUCAGGCGCAGCGCUACUGUGAGGGCCAUUUCUCCCUUUCCCAGUGGGAUCCCAUGAUUACUACAUUACCUGGCUUGUACCUGGUGUCAGUUGGAGUGGUCAAACCUGCCAUUUGGAUCUUUGGAUGGUCUGAACAUGUUGUCUGCUCCAUUGGGAUGCUCAGAUUUGUUAAUCUUCUCUUCAGUGUUGGCAACUUCUAUUUACUAUAUUUGCUUUUCCGCAAGGUACAACCCAGAAACAAGGAGUGAGACAGGGUGUCAGUAUGUUGCGUGGGCUGGUCUCGAACACCUGCCUCAAGUGAUCCUCCCACCUUGGCCUACCAAAGUGCUGGGAUUUACCAUGAACCACUGUGCCAGCUUCCAAUGAGAAAAUUAUUAAAUGUAUUGGUUUUUCACAGUGAAACUUAAUUCAGUUUAGUUGAACCAUAUAUGUGUGUGUACGGCAUAUACAAGAUGAAAAAGAAAGGGAGGAAAAAUAAUAAUGAUGGUUGCCAUCAUUCAUUGAACACCUGUAAUGUUUUAGGCAUUAUACUAGCUGAUUUACAAAUAUUGUCUCAUUUGAUGCUACAUUUAUAUUUCUAUGAGGUAGAUGUUGAUUUCUAUUUGACUGCUGAAGAAACUGAAGGUCAGGCAGGUCAGGUGAUUUGCCCAAAGUCCACACUGUCACUAAAUGAACAUAGAUUGAGAUGACUCCCAAGCCUGUGAGUUUUUGACCAUCAUAUUCUGCCUCACUAUGAAAAGUUUAUUUAAAUUAAUUUUUUUUAAUCAAAAGAAGUAGUAUAUGGAGAGAGAGGUGAAAAUCCAUGUUUGCUCUCUGCAGUUUCCAGACCAUUCAUGGCAUGUUAUUUUUGUACUGGAUAUAGUCAUUUUUUAAAAUGCUACAAACUGUUCAAAAGAGCAUGAACAACAUGAUAACUCCUUAUAAUUUUGUUGUAAGAUAAAUGGCUAAAAGUAUGUGGGAUGUUUAAUUUGGAUAAGUGGAAAUUCUAUCACUUGAUAAGCUCUCUUGAAGAAUAAUUGUGUGAAAGAUGGGACUUAAUUCUGUAUUGCCUGAAGUGUAAAUCAGAGGUCAACAAUUAGAUUGCAAAUUAUGAAAAGCAUAACUUUUCUAAUUGUUUAGUCUUUUUAGAGAAACAAGCCCAGGAAAAAAGUAAGAUUCUCAUUCAUUGGAGAUAAGAUUUCUAUUUAUCAAAGAUACUUCAGAAGAGUUAGAUAGCAAGUAGGUAAAAUGUCUUUUAAAGGUAUCUGACAUCUUUAAAGCUCUGUGAUUUUUAAAUUCUUAAUUUUGUUACAGCUAAUUUUUUUCAAAUUAAUAGCUGAGUCAUGGUCAAGUAUUUCUGAUGACUUACAUGCUGUCUUUGAUACAUUUUAAGUUUCUAAACCAAAACUACUGUUUAAUUCUGUUACCCUGUUUUAGAAAAACAUUUGAGUUAUACAACUUACUAAAAGGUAUUUUAGCGAUGAUGUUUUGGAGCACUAGUAAUAUAGUGUUUAACUUAUUUUCUAUUUUUUAUCCCUCUAUAUUAGUGAAAUUACUUCUCUUUGAAGUUUUCCCCCAGUUAUAAAAAAAGGCUGAGCGCUAUCUGUAAAAAUUUUUAAGGUGGUGUCCACUAGGUGGAGAUACUGUGCUACAUUUCCAAGUGUUGUAAUUAAACUUUUAUUAGUCUGAAUUAAACUCUUUUAUUUUUUAUAAUCAUUUAUAUCUAUUUAUCAUAAUGUUAUUCAAAUGUUUCCUGAGUUGUAUGAAGCUAAGAUACAGGUAAAAACAAAACAAAACAAAACAAAAACCUCACUUUGUGUUUUGUAAUCAUUAGACGAUUUAACCUAAUAUAUCUUCCCAUAUGAUAUGAUCUUUUCAUAUGGCAUACUUCAUUCAUAUGACAUAGUUAGAAUCUUUUCCCACAAACAAUGAGUGAUGAUAUCUCCUUUGAAAACUCAUGUAACAUUGUAUCAGCCACUGUUUUAAAGUGAUUUACCCAUGUUAGUCUCAUAACAACUCUAUGAGAUCAGUACUGUACACAUGGGGAAACUUAGUAUAGAGAGGUGAACUAUUUUUUCCAAGAUUACAAAAUAGCUGUCUGAGCUGGGAUUCAUAACCAGGCAGCCUGACUCCAAAAUCAAUAUUCUUAACUCUAUUGGUAUGAUGGAGAAAGGCAUGAAGUCUACCUUCAAAUUCAUGGCAUUUUAGAAGGAAAAAUUGUCACAGAUAAUGUGAUUAUACUUCCUAGUUUUAUAGGUCAGAAAAAUGAAGUCCACACUAAUUUUGCCUCUUCCACAAGGAGAUAGAUUCUCAUCUACCACUGUGUCUUUUGUUUCUGUUUUGUCAUCAUACCUCAAAUUGAUAUAUGUUGUAAAUAUGAAUUUAAGGAAGUAAAAAACAAAAUAACUCAGGGCUGGAGCCUUCAACCAUAUUAAUAUACAUUGACAUAAAGACCUUUGUUUUAAUAUGAAUGAUUCCAGUUACCAAAUGGAGAAAUAGUUGUUUGAAAAUUAAUAUUUAGCUUCUCAAAAGAGACUCCUAUUUGGAAGCAAGUUGUUGGUUAAACAGGACAUACUUUAGAUUUUUGAAAAAGUUCUCUGUGGAAUAACAAUCUCUUAUUUUUAAGAAUGUAUGAAUAUGUGUUCUAUAUGCUUUUAAGUUAUGUAUUACAUACAGUUCUCUAAAAUGGAAAUGUUUAUUUGGCUUCUAAAAGUCAUUUGUGAGUUCAUGUUAUUUAAAACUGCUUUUCAGUCAACUUAUUCUUUAUAAAAAAAGUUUGUUCAAAUAGCAUGUGUUUAUUUCAUUUCUAAAUAAAUUCAUGUUUGAUAAUAUUUUAUAAUGUAUUAUGUCUAACACAUUUUCUUAUCCUAAGCCAAGUAUUAGAAGCUUUGUAUUUCCCUCACACUGUCCGGUUAGCCAUUUUCCCCUGUCUACCACCUACCUAAUCCUAAGCUUUAUUAGUCAUUUUAAAAUAGAACCAAAUCUUUUUAAAUACCUGUGAUGUGUGCUCAUAACUAGCAUGGGUGUCUGUAUAAUCUUCCUUUUAUUCUCAUAAUAAUAGAAAGCAGUUAAAUUACUGGCUGAUCACCUUGAACUUGUGGGGGCUUGGGUUUCUUUUUUAGGCUAGGUCUGUAGGAAGCUCAGAGUAUUUACCAAACACAUCUAAACUUGGCAGGGUUCAAGCCCCAGUCUUUGGGUCUUGUGGUGAAAAAAAGAAAGUGGUCCCUACUCUGUGUUUGCAGACUUCCAGCUCUUACUUUCCAUUGGGUGUCUUCGAGUUUCUCCCAUCAUAUGCAGCUCAGAGGUCAGCCCAGGACUUACACACAGAUUUUGGGAUUCCCUUCUUCUGUGACUCCCUCUUUUCUGAGAUUUCUCCUAAUUCACAGCUACUCUAGCAGUCCUGAAUUCCGUCCUUUCACACCUCAAACCAAUCAUAUUGUGCCUUUCUAACUAGGGUGUGCCCUCUGAGGGAAAAGUCAUAUAAACAUGGAUUGCACCCAGUGAGAUCUUUCAACUGAGUCCAUCCAGUUCCUGCCUUCUUUUGUUUACUCUUCAGUGUUUCCAAAAAGAUUUUUUUCCCCCUUUUAAAUGAGUCAAUCUAGUGGAAAGCUAAUAUAAUAAAAGCUCCUCUGCCAUGACCUGCCUAGGAACCUUGUCUUGAUUGUAGUUAACAUGUGUUAUGUGUAGUCUGUUUAUUAGAUAAGGAAGUUGUGGGUAUUACUUUUGGUUUUGAGAAACUAAAAUGGAGAGUUCCUGAACAUAGUUUAGGUGGCAAGAGUAAGUUUUUGGAAUAUGGACUUCUGUAUUAGCCCAUUUUCAUGCUGCCAAUAAAGACAUACCCGAGACUGGGUAAUUUAUAAAGGAAAGAGGUUUAAUGGACUCAUAGUUCCACAUGGCUGGGGAGGCCUCACAAUCAUGGUGGAAGGUGAAGGAGGAGCAAAGUCACAUUUUACAUGGUGGCAGGCAAAGAGAAUGCUUACGCAGGACAACUCUCAUUUAUAAAACAAUUGGCUCUUGUGAGACUUACUACCAGGAGAACAGUAUGGGAAAGACCCACCCCCAUGAUUCAGUUACCUCCCACUGGGUCCCUUCCACGACACCUGGGAAUUAUGGGAGCUAAAAUUCAAGAUGAGAUUUGGUUGGGGACACAGCCAAACCAUAUCAACUUCUAAUAUGGUCCUCUAACAAAGUCUGUCAUAGUAUUUGUUAUAAUGCAAUGACAACUUGAGGGAACCUUGUGUGAAAAACAUGGUAUCAAGAAACACAAAAGUGACCUACUCCAGACAAGAUGAACUCAUCUAAUGGGGGCUAACUAAUGCAGAGUACAACAUGAUUAUCACUGAGGAAGAAUAUAAGAGCUAGGGUGUUUACAUGAGAAUAGAAAUCACAUCUGACUGAAGGGACAAAGACAUACUUUGUGGAGAAAUUCACAUUGGAGAUUAUUUGUAUGGAAACCCGUGGAGACAUUGCAGAAAGCAUUUCAGGCAGAAUAAUGUGAUGCAAACAAAUUACACAGUAAACUACCAUAUGGCUGAGAAGCAGGUGGUGACAGUGGCCAACACUUAUGAAGUGCUAUGUGACAGGCACCAGUCUAAAUUUUGAACAUGAAUUUAUUUAAGCCUCAUAGAGAUGCCCUAAGGCAAAUGCUAUUAUGAUCCCCAUUUUUACUGACAAGGAAAAUAAGUCAUAGGGAAUUGAAACAGUUUACAAACAGGAAAUGUGGCUCCAGAACAUGCUCUCUUAACCAGGGUGCUAUACUGAUUCCUGCUAAACUGGCAUCAUCUGAUGGCCUGUGCAUCCAAAGAACUGAGGUUAUUUUUAGGAAGAAAGAACAGUGCUCUGCUGUAUACAGUGAGAAGCAAGGAAAGCACAUGUCCCACACACAGACCCACGGAUAAAUGGGUGUGGAGAGAAAAAUAGUUAUUUAGAGAUGAUAGCCAGGUUCCAGUUAAAACCAGAAGAAUGGCUCUGUGAGACAGGCCGUCCAAUCUCCUGUAGAUCCUGUUGUAAGUGAUGCAGAAGCCAGAGAGAAGGUUGCUCUCCAUCAGAAACAUGAGGAGUUUCGGAGACAUCCCUAAAAUAUUUGGCCUGAAAGGGUUUGAAGCCAGGAGGAGAGAUGCAGUCUUAGGAGAAAUGUUUCAUGAGCUGUAACAGGUACCCUAUCAGUCUUUCUCAGUAAGUACUGUUCUAUGUAAUUUUUAUAUUUUCCUUGCAACCCUAUCACUCUCCAAAGGUCUAGUGAAGAAAUCAAAUUUAGAUGAAAAAACCUAGCUUGACCUAGAAUCUUCACUGUGUGUGUGUGUGUGUGUCUGUGUGUGUGUAAUGUAUACAUUGGGUCUUUGGGCUAAAUACACUGUAAGGUUUCAGAGGUAUAAACAGGCCCUGGGCUUUGGAGAACCAUGGGAGGGGAUGAUCUUGAUCUAAGUCAGUAGUUUUUACUUAGCCACAUCUAGAAAUCUAUGUCUUGGUCAUAAAUUUUGUUCUUUGAAAUGCAGGGAAAUGUAUCAUAAAAUGCAGGAAAUGCAAGGAAAAGUAACACAUUAAAGCUAAUUGGUUAUUAAUAUUUUAAAAGCAUAUGAGAAUGUCAUAUUCUAUUCCCUCCAGCUCUCCAACCAUAUCCCCGACACAUACCCACACACUGCCUGACCGCACGUAAGCACAAGUAUUUCUGGGGAUCAUGGGCAUGAGAACUUUAGGGGUAUUGCUAGGAAAAGAAGGAAGAGAGUAAGUAGGAAGACUGAAGACAGAGAAAGGAACCACCAGAAAGAGUAGAAAAAAAGAGGAAUCCUUUCUCCACAUACCAAUGACUCUAAGAAUACCUUUCUCCAUUAAAAUAAUAUCUCAUCCAGGAGGCACGUUCAAAUGAAAUACACGUGGAAUACUGAUAUGAAAAGACAGAAGAAUAUAAUAGGAUCUGAGUUGAAAGACCAUGCUUAUCUCUUCACUUGUACUAUAAGAAUUUACGGUGAUGUUCUUUAGUUGGGGUAACUGUGAUGGGCAACGCUGAAACCCCUUAUGCCAAUUUUGUUUUCAAAAUGCAUUGUCUUAAAUUUUCCCUCAAGGUGGCACUCUUGGACAGCUUUUCCAGUUAUUAGUCUGACAGGAACUUGGUACCAUUUUACUUACCUUCAUAAUGUCACAGAUGCUAGUGAUUUUUUCAUUUUUUUAAAUGCAUUCUUUGAACAUUUUUAGCUUUAAGCAAAUAUAUUUGCUUAUUUUUGUCAUUGAGCAUUUUGAAAACGUGGUUAGAAGCUUGAAGCAGAUAAUCAUAGCUGCAUUCUA
Gorilla gorilla gorilla (western lowland gorilla) is the source of this 6520-nucleotide messenger RNA. It is a transcript of the gene ALG10, whose product is annotated as ALG10 alpha-1,2-glucosyltransferase. Gene Ontology annotation, cellular component: endoplasmic reticulum. Lineage: Eukaryota; Metazoa; Chordata; Mammalia; Primates; Hominidae. The coding region runs from base 133 to 507 and encodes 124 amino acids. The record is from RefSeq and is a predicted model, not a curated record. The transcript is spliced from 3 exons. Gene Ontology annotation, biological process: protein N-linked glycosylation; dolichol-linked oligosaccharide biosynthetic process. Gene Ontology annotation, molecular function: dolichyl pyrophosphate Glc2Man9GlcNAc2 alpha-1,2-glucosyltransferase activity.